AUGCGUUUCUUGUGUCUUCACGGCUCAGUGAGCAGUAGCGAUAAAUUGGACACGAUGCUAGCACCACUCCAACAAAAUUUGAAGGCCGACAACUCUGCUUCAUUUGACUUUAUUAAUGCGACUAUACCCGCAUCUGCACCCGAAGAACUCAUGGGUUUCUUUGGACCUCCACCACACUACCGCUGGCUCGACUACGACGGAAUUGAAACUGCACAACUGCACGAUUCAGUCCGCACCGCGCACGAAAACGCAGAUCUUCCCGCAGAAGAGCUUCUUAGGUCGAAGGUUCCUUGCGAAUUUGUCUGGACUAAUCAUAAAGAUCUAAUGGAUCAAAUCGACAAGCACCUUGAGGCGAACCCUGAUAUCGAGGGUCUUCUUGCAUACAGCGAAGGAGCCACUGUCGCAGGGGCGUAUCUGCUGCACGAGCAAAGGAUGGAGAAAGAUCACGGUCGCCCUCGGCGGGUGAAGUGCGCUAUGUUCUUCGCGGGCAUGCCCCCCAUGGGCGAAGAGAAAGGGUUCGUCCUCGCUGAUGAGCGAGAGGAUAUGAUCGAUAUCCAAACGAUGCACAUCAUUGGCGCAGCUGACCCCUACCGCUGCGGUGCCGAUUCGCUAUACAACCUCUGCGACCCCGAUACGGCUCACUUCUUCGAUACUGGCAAGGGACACACUAUUCCACGCGGAGAACCUAUCAUCAGUGAGCUUGGAAAUGCGGUACGAGAAAUGCUCGAGCGGGCCAAGGAAGAGUGA
Penicillium antarcticum is the source of this 747-nucleotide messenger RNA. RefSeq lists its product as uncharacterized. The transcript has 5 exons. The record is from RefSeq and is a predicted model, not a curated record. Lineage: Eukaryota; Fungi; Ascomycota; Eurotiomycetes; Eurotiales; Aspergillaceae. Bases 1 to 747 code for a protein of 248 amino acids. Gene Ontology annotation, cellular component: nucleus; cytoplasm.